Paramecium tetraurelia is the source of this 1170-nucleotide messenger RNA. RefSeq lists its product as uncharacterized. The record is from RefSeq and is a predicted model, not a curated record. NCBI's taxonomy places the organism in Eukaryota, Ciliophora, Oligohymenophorea, Peniculida, Parameciidae. The transcript has a single exon.
AUGGAUUUUGAAGAUCAAGAGGAAGGAUCUGCUGACGAAAACAUAUUUAAUGUAUAAAAAGAUGACGAUUUGAAAAUCGAAUAUCAUCAAUUGCAAUAGAAUGACUAUGAAAAUAAGACAGGUUCUAAAUUAUUGCAAAAAAAUAAAGAAUAUUAGAAAUCACUCUUAUAAUUUAAAUAAUACCUUGAAAGAAAAAUUGCAAAGAAAUAAUAGCAAAUACUAUAACUGGAUCAAAUAUUGUAAACAAUCCCAAAAUAGGAAGAAGAAAUCAAUUUUAAAGAGAAAUGCUCAGCCUAUUUAACUUUGGAAAUACUGCAUGAUUCAAAGCAAAGGAAGAUAUUUUCAUAUGCUGUUAACGAUUUUGAGAUGCUAAAGUAAGAGAAUCCUCCUCAUUAUGUCAAAUUAAUUUAAGAUUUAAAAAAGAAAGAUUUAAAACUGAAGAAAUUGGAUUAUACAUCUCCAAGAUUUAGGUAACAAUGUAAAAAGAAAUAAAAAUAAAAUAUUUUGACACAAGCAAUCUAACCAAAGAAUACUUAAAUAAGAGAAUUAAUUAUAAAGGAAGUUGUAAAUUGUUUGCCGAGCGAAGGGCAUGAAAUUUAAUGGUCUCUCUUGCCAAUACAUGCAACUUAAUUAUUAAAUAUAUAUACAAGUGACUAGAAUAGUAUUGAAGCAAUAGAAAUUUAUAGAGUUUGGCUUAAGAGAUAUCAUUAAUUGUACAACAAUUAAUUUACAUUAUAGGAAGAUAAUAAGCUUGUAGAAUUAGUUUAGAUGAUAGGUGAUAAUUAGUGGGCUUAUUUGGCCAAACUUAUAACAACAAAGACCUCAAUUCAAUUGAGGGAAAGAUGGUUCAAAUUUUUAAAUAAGAACAUAAAAAGACAAAGAUGGAAAAUCUUAGAAGACCUAAAAUUAAUAAUAUUGGUCGACUAUUUUGGAGUUGGAUAAUGGAAUAAACUGCAUUAGUUUUUCAAAAAUAGAACGGAGGUAUAAAUACGAGAAAGGUGGUGUAAUGUUUUGGAUCCUGAGUUAGAAAUAAGACCAUGGACAGAAGAGGAAGAUUAGGAAUUAUUGAGUUUGAAUCAGAAAUAUGGAAAUGCAUGGAGUGUGGUCAGUUUAAAGCUAAAAAGAACAGACAAUGAAUGCAGGAGAAGAUUUCAAUAAAUAAAAAAGUGA